UCCAAGAACACAGUUCUACUGGCAUCUCUGACUGUGGCCAGGCCUCCGCACCACUAGCCCUCGGUGUGGCCCACAGCACCAUCGGCUCCACACACGGGGUCUCCCUAGCAAUCCACACAGUCAUGCCGUCACACAUCCGCGUAGCGCUGGUGACCGGGGCCAACAAGGGCAUUGGCUUCGCCACCGUGCGCAACCUGUGCCAGCAGUUCUUCGGGGACGUGGUGCUUACGGCACGGGACGAGGCGCGGGGACGGGCGGCCGUGCAGCAGCUCCAGGGCGAGGGCCUGAGUCCGCGCUUCCACCUGCUGGACAUCGACGACCUGCAGAGCAUCCGCGCCCUGCGCGACUUCCUGCGCAAGGAGUACGGGGGCCUGGACGUGCUGGUCAACAACGCGGGCAUUGCCCUUGAUAGUCGUGACCCCACCCCCUUACAUAUUCAAACGCAACUGACAUUGAAAACAAACUUCUUUGGUACUCGAGACGUGUGCACAGAACUGCUGCCUCUAAUGAAACCACAAGGCAGAGUGGUCAAUGUGUCUAGCAUAAUGAGCUUGGUAGCUCUUAAGAACUGCGGCCCAGAACUGCAGCAGAAGUUCAGAAGUGAAACCAUCACAGAGGAGGAGCUGGUGGGGCUCAUGAACAAGUUUGUGGAAGAUGUAAAGAACAGAGUGCACCAAAACGAGGGCUGGCCUGAUAUGCAAAUGCUUACAUAUGGAGUGUCAAAGAUGGGUGUCACCGUCCUGUCCAGAAUCUAUGCCAGGAAACUGAGUGAGCAGAGGAGGGGAGACAGGAUCCUCCUGAAUGCCUGCUGCCCUGGGUGGGUGAGAACAGCCAUGGGUGGACCUACAGCCAUUAAAAGCCCAGAAGAAGGAGCAGAGACUCCCGUCUACUUGGCCCUUUUGCCCCCGGAUGCCAAGGAGCCUCACGGGGAGAUUGUUAUGGAGAAGAAAGUUGAACAAUGGGGACCCCCCUCUCAGUUCCCUUCAUGGCUCCCGAUAUGAUACAGUCAUGAUUUGACCAAACAGAUUACACUGUCUACAAUGUCCUUAUCCACGUCAAGUACUCACAUUGAAUUGGUUACUAAUUCUGUGAAGUCUUCUGUGAUUUCUUCCAUAAUAUAUAUGAGAACAAAAAGUGGAAUUAAUGACCAUAAUGAAUGAACAUCAUAGAUGAAUAAACAAUUCUAAGUAGAUGUCCACAUGUGCAGAUCACCCCCUGCCAACCAGCCCAAAAAAUUAACAGAACCUAAGUUAGGUCAAGAGAAGGGACAAUUUAACACAGGGGUUCAUAAACAUUAGUGAAUGAGCCAGAUGGUGAAUAUUUUGCCUUUGCACUUGAAUGGCCUCCGUUGGACCUACUCAAAUCUGCUGUUUAGCUUGAAAGUCACCAUAGAUGAUAUAUAGACCCAUAAGGGGGUGGGAUUUCCCUAGCCAGCGUUCUUUAUCAGCCUCUACUAUGACAUUGGCACACCACCAUGCAUAGACAUCCACAGUGGUCUCAUUAAAUAUCAAAGUCAUUGGAGAAAAAAGGAGCUGCAAGGUGUGAAAUGGGAGUGGGCACUAGAGGUGCAUCCAUAAGACAACCUGAGACAAGGGGGAAAAGGGAAUUAGGAUUGGUAUCAGUGCAUAUGAAAGAAUUACUGUCAAAUCUCAAGGCUAAUGUGCUAUUCAUGUAGGGAUAAAUGGUCACCAAGUGUGUAACAUUAACACAGUUCAGCAAAGCCUCCACAGAAGAUGAACAUAUAAGGAAAGUGAAAUACUCAUCAUGGUUGGGGCUAGUUUGGUGGAUACACGGGUGUCCGCAGUCCUAUUCUUCCCACUUUUCUCUCUGAGAGCUUUCAAGACAAACAUCUGGAAAUAAAAAGGUCUUGGCUCUGCUGCCUUA
Messenger RNA from Lynx canadensis (Canada lynx), 1884 nucleotides. Its product is annotated as carbonyl reductase [NADPH] 1-like. The transcript is spliced from 3 exons. Gene Ontology annotation, molecular function: carbonyl reductase (NADPH) activity. NCBI's taxonomy places the organism in Eukaryota, Metazoa, Chordata, Mammalia, Carnivora, Felidae. The record is from RefSeq and is a predicted model, not a curated record. Bases 123 to 1001 code for a protein of 292 amino acids.